ACUCCGAAACCACCUCAACCCCCGCACAACUCACGUCAAGAUGGUGUUGGAAGCUUCCAUGAUAGUCGUUGACAACAGCGAAGCUAGUCGAAAUGGCGAUUAUGUACCCUCGCGAUGGGAAGCACAACAGGAUGCCGUGAACAUGAUCUUCUCUGCAAAGACUGGUGCAAACCCAGAGUCAUCUGUCGGUCUGAUGAGCAUGGGCGGCAACACCCCAGAGAUCCUCACGACCCUGACAACGGACAUUGGCAAGGUGUUGGAUGGUCUGCACAGGACGAAGAUAAAGGGUAGCUCACACUUUGUGACAGGCAUCAAUGUAGCGGCUCUGGCCCUCAAGCACAGACAGAACAAGUCGCAGAAGCAGCGGAUAGUCAUAUUCAACUGCAGCCCCAUUGAGGAAGACGAGAAGAACCUGGUGAAGCUCGCGAAGAAGAUGAAGAAGAGCGGUAUUAGCAUUGACAUCAUCGCAUUUGGUGAGCUCAGCGACGACACCACACGGAAACUCCAGGCCUUCAGCGACAACGUACAGAGCGCCGAAGGGUCCUAUCUGGCUACCAUCCCACCUAGCGCAAACCUCCUCAGCGACUCUCUGAUUACAACACCCAUAGUUGGAGGCGAGGGUGCCUCCAGUGGUGGCGGCGAUAGCGGUUCUGGAGGAGGUGGCGGUGGCCCAUCUGGUGGCAAUGACUUCGAGUUUGGCGUGGAUCCUUCUGUUGAUCCCGAACUUGCGCUGGCACUGCGAAUGUCGUUCGAGGAAGAAAAGGCGCGACAGGAAAAGGACAAAAAGGCGAAGGAGGCUGCCGAAGGCAAGUCGGAGCUUGAGCCAGUCGCCGAGGGCGAUGAGAAGCAACCGCUGCUGGAUGAUCAGGGCCAGUCCAGCGGACGUGGCAGCAAAGACAAGAAGAAGGACGAUGAUCCAGACAAGAUGGACACGGCAUGAUCUAGCAUAGAUGUGGCAGCGUGUGGUGCGGCAGAGCAUCCACGGCGUCUACUGUACGAAUAGAGCUGAAACGCCACAUAAGGCAUGGAUGAAUGAACAAGCAUUAA
This is a messenger RNA of Pyrenophora tritici-repentis Pt-1C-BFP, 1047 nucleotides long. RefSeq names its product RPN10, 26S proteasome regulatory complex, subunit RPN10-PSMD4. Gene Ontology annotation, biological process: proteasome-mediated ubiquitin-dependent protein catabolic process. The record is from RefSeq and is a predicted model, not a curated record. Gene Ontology annotation, cellular component: proteasome regulatory particle, base subcomplex; nucleus; cytosol. Gene Ontology annotation, molecular function: polyubiquitin modification-dependent protein binding. Lineage: Eukaryota; Fungi; Ascomycota; Dothideomycetes; Pleosporales; Pleosporaceae.